This is a messenger RNA of Coniophora puteana RWD-64-598 SS2, 1089 nucleotides long. Its product is annotated as glycoside hydrolase family 28 protein. Gene Ontology annotation, cellular component: extracellular region. The coding region runs from base 1 to 1089 and encodes 362 amino acids. NCBI's taxonomy places the organism in Eukaryota, Fungi, Basidiomycota, Agaricomycetes, Boletales, Coniophoraceae. The transcript is spliced from 14 exons. Gene Ontology annotation, molecular function: polygalacturonase activity. Gene Ontology annotation, biological process: pectin catabolic process. The record is from RefSeq and is a predicted model, not a curated record.
AUGUUGCCGUGGACCUCCCUCGCUCUUCUCGUUCCCUACGUCGUCGCCGCUCCCGCCAGCACCGAAUGCACGGGAACGAUUUCCUCGCUUGACGAUGUUACCGACGCAGUCAAGUGCACGACGAUCAACAUCGAGUCUUUCACCGUUACCGCUGGUGAGACCUUCAGCCUCGACCUUGCGUCGGGCACCACGGUCAACGUCAAGGGCGACGUCACUUUCGGCUACAAGGAGUGGGAUGGACCCCUCUUCGAGCUCAAAGGCGACAGCGUCACUUUCAACGGAAACGGCUACAAGUUCGAUGGCAAUGGUGCUGACUACUGGGACGGCCAAGGUACCAACGGCGGAACCACCAAGCCUCAUCCGAUGUUGAAGGUCGAGGCCUCGGGAACCAUCAGCGACGUAUACGUCUUGAACUCCCCCGCGCAGGCGUGGUCCAUCGACAACACCGGUACUAUUGAGCUCACUGGUAUCACUGUUGACAACUCUGCGGGUAACAGCGCGAACAGCGCGAGUGGCAGCGACCCUGCUGGUCACAACACCGAUGGUUUCGACGUCUCCGGCAGUGAUGUCACCAUUACGAACAGCAAAGUGAUCAACCAGGAUGAUUGCCUUGCCAUCAACAAGGGCUCCAACAUUGUUUUCUCUGACAAUACCUGCGAGGAUGGACACGGCAUCUCUAUCGGUUCUAUCUCUUCCGACAAGACCGUCUCUGACGUCACAAUCUCUGGGAACACUGUGACUAACUCUCAGCAGGGCCUCCGCAUCAAGAGCGACAAGAGUGCAACCGGCAGCUCGGUCAAGAGCGUCACUUACACCAACAACAAGGCCACAGGUAUUACCAAGUACGGUAUUCUGAUCACCCAGAGCUAUCCCGAUUCGGACGGCACCCCCGGAACUGGUACUACCUUCGAGGAAAUUAACUUCACUGGCGGCGCGACUACAGUCGAGACUACGAGCGACGCCGACAUGGUUGUUGUCGACUGUGGCUCGGGCUCUUGCAGCGGUACUUGGGACUGGUCUGACCUCACGGUCAGCGGUGGCAAGGACGGCACCAUUAACAACGCAGAUAUUUCGGGCUUCACUCAGUAG